Messenger RNA from Amoebophrya sp. A120, 1119 nucleotides. The record is from the annotation of a GenBank genome assembly. Lineage: Eukaryota; Dinophyceae; Syndiniales; Amoebophryaceae.
AUGACGCUAGUAUCGCCCCAGCCUCUUAGCCUGAAAAUCGGGCCGAACGCACAGGAAAUAAAGAUGGAAUGCGAGGAUGGUUUCGCCGGCGCGACAAGUAUUUCUGAGGCGCAAUUUUUUCAGCGCGAGCAGCGGCCUCUCUCUUCAACCCCGCAGUGGUCCUCGGUGCAUCCUGUAGCGGCGACGAAAACUGACACUGAAGACCGCGGCUCCGUUUUUGGUCUUUCCACUCCGGAAGCGAGCAAACAUGAUGUGGAUUUUCAUCCCACUUUGGAAGGCACCAAAAGGACCGGGACAAUAAAAAGCGUGGGCAGCUGCGCAGCACCAAACCCCAGCAGUGAAGAACGAAGCGCCUUCGUCCAGGAUUUUUUGGCCUACGACUUGCGCAAGGAGUACCAGUCGCUCUUUUUUACGAAUUUGGCGGAAGAGGACGACCCGGGUGGUCAACAAGGAAAUCCAGCGGGCGUGAAAGAGGAGAAGCAGGAGCAACUUAGGCUGCACAGUCCUCGUCGACAGCAGGAGAACCGCUCGUCAGCAGCUUCUAAAAAUAAACCGGAGGAGCUCCAAAGCGCGCCUUUCUCCAAUGCGUUGCCGCGAACCACGAUGGGGGCGAAUCAUAGAGCCCGACGAGGAGCUUGCCGGUUUGGUGUCAUUGGUAGCGGUAUGCUGACCGGAAAGGGUAAAGUAGCUCGUGAAGAGAGAGGGUCUGUUCCUUCUUUCAGACCGGGAACCGGGUUCUCGAGGAACAACGAGCCAUAGGUUGAGAUGUGGAAGAUAUGUAGACAUCCAAAGCAAGUUGUUUUAAGCGUGCGAACAAAAACAAAAUGGCAGUCAGGUGGUGCUCAACGGUUUUUUUGAGCUAGAGAAUAUAGUCAGAACGUCGCGAUUAAUGGACUCGAUGGCGGUGCUCGAUGCAGUAAUAGGAAAUAGACCAUGCUCCCAAGUCUGACAAUGAGUUGUGUGCAGAUGAAUGCAGUAAUUCCGGUACUAGAUGUGGGCUGCAGGUUUCACGACUCAUGGCAAAAUUUUCUAGGGUCGCUAAAAGCUUUCAGACGUUGGUCGCAUUGACGCAAGGUCAAGCAAGGAUUGACCAAAACAAACGCACUUCGCACGUUGGCU